Messenger RNA from Mizuhopecten yessoensis (Yesso scallop), 1006 nucleotides. Its product is annotated as peptidase inhibitor 16-like. The transcript is spliced from 6 exons. Gene Ontology annotation, cellular component: extracellular region. The record is from RefSeq and is a predicted model, not a curated record. The coding region runs from base 29 to 778 and encodes 249 amino acids. Lineage: Eukaryota; Metazoa; Mollusca; Bivalvia; Pectinida; Pectinidae.
CGAGAGGUUCUAGAUUUUGUAUCUCACCAUGAGGGUAACCAUUGUGAUUGGUUGGUGUUUGGUUGCUAUGGUAGCCGCUGCUCCACAGGACACUGUGCUGAAAGAACUGGAGGAAGAUCUACAGCGAGCAUUCAAGUUAGGAGGAGAGCUACAUCUGGACAAGAAAAAUGCCGGUUUCAGUGGUCUUUCGGAGGGUCAGAAACAGGACUUGGUCGAUUACCAUAACAAAGCUAGAUCAGAGGUUUCCCCGAGAGCCGCUAACAUGUUAAAAAUGUCAUGGAGUAACGAACUUGCUACUGUAGCUCAGAGCUACGCUGAGAGAUGUGUCUGGUCACAUAAUGCUGCCAGGUCAGAUGCCCCAUCAUUCAGCUAUGUUGGCGAGAACCUUUUCCUGACAUCCGGAACAUAUAACGGAGAAGGCGUGGUCGACUCAUGGGUCAGUGAAGUGAAGAAUUACAACUACGCCACACUAGGCUGCACAUCAGUGUGUGGUCACUAUACACAGGUUGUGUGGCAUGAUUCAGAGUUCGUUGGGUGUGGUGCCGCGCGUUGUAACUCCGUCUCGGGACUAAGCAGUGGUUGGACCAAUUCUGUUAUAGUCGUUUGUAACUAUGGAAAAGGUGGUAACUACCGUGGAGCCACGCCCUAUACCCAGGGAAAGUCGUGUUCAUCGUGUCCCAGCGGCAAAGUAUGUCAGAACAGGUUGUGUGCUAAUCCCGGGGACAAUGGAAACUUUGAACCCAGUAACGACAGCAGUGGCAGCUCAACCUGUAACUGAUCACAUGUUCUGGACAUUUGGCCGAAGCCGUGACAAAGAAGCGUUACACACAUCUACAACUCUACAGUGUCCAUUCUUGAAUUUUACUUAUAUACCAUGGUAUGUCUGCCACUCUGUAUUUUGUAUCUCUCCUGUUACUAGUUAGAUAAUAAACAAUUUUGCAGUACAAAUUAAUUUGCGAUUCAUAUGAACGUUGUUACCGUUGAUUGUUGUCUGAUCGACGAUUUC